Jaculus jaculus (lesser Egyptian jerboa) is the source of this 2822-nucleotide messenger RNA. RefSeq names its product TNNI3 interacting kinase (gene Tnni3k). Gene Ontology annotation, molecular function: ATP binding; protein binding; protein kinase activity. NCBI's taxonomy places the organism in Eukaryota, Metazoa, Chordata, Mammalia, Rodentia, Dipodidae. The record is from RefSeq and is a predicted model, not a curated record. Gene Ontology annotation, biological process: regulation of gene expression; protein phosphorylation. The transcript is spliced from 25 exons. Bases 1 to 2502 code for a protein of 833 amino acids. Gene Ontology annotation, cellular component: nucleus.
AUGGGGAAUUACAAAUCUAGGCCAACACAGACUUGUACUGAUGAAUGGAAGAAGAAAGUCAGUGAAUCUUAUGCAAUUAUAAUAGAGAGAUUAGAAGAUGACCUACAGAUAAAAGAAAAAGAGUUAAUAGAACUAAGGCAUAUAUUUGGCUCCAAUGAAGCUUUCAGCAAAGUCAAUUUAAAUUACCGCACAGAGAACGGGCUGUCUCUCCUCCAUUUGUGCUGCAUUUGUGGAGGCAACAAGUCGCACACUCGUGCCUUGAUGUUAAAAGGACUCCGCCCAUCCCGACUGUCAAACAACGGGUUUACAGCACUGCAUUUGGCAGUCUACAAGGAUAGUGUGGAGUUGAUCACAUCCCUGAUUCACAGUGGAGCAGACGUUCAACAGGUUGGGUAUGGUGGCCUCACUGCCCUCCACAUUGCUGCAGUAGCUGGCCACUUGGAGGCUACAGAUGUGUUACUGCAACACGGUGCCAACGUCAGUGUCCAGGAUGCCAUUUUUUUCACUCCUUUGCACAUUGCAGCAUACUAUGGACAUGCACAGGUAACCCAUGCCCUUUUGAAAUUUGGUGCUGAUGUUAACAUGAGUGGUGAAGUUGGAGACAGACCUCUCCACCUGGCCUCUGCGAAAGGAUUCUUCAACAUCACCAAACUCCUGGUGGAAGAAGGGAAGACAGCAGAAGUGAAUGCACAGGAUAAUGAGGGCCAUGUCCCCCUCCACUUAUGUUCUCGCUUCGGCCACCAUGAUAUUGUGCAGUACCUGCUGCAGGGUGACUUGGAAGUUCAGCCUCAUGUUGUUAACAUCUAUGGAGAUACCCCAUUGCACCUGGCAUGCUACCAUGGAAAGUUUGAAGUUGCAAAGGAGAUCAUUCAAAUGACAGGAACUGAAAGUCUGACCAAGGAGAACAUCUUCAGCGAAACAGCUUUUCACAGUGCUUGUACCUAUGGCAAGAACAUUGACCUGGUAAAGUUUCUUCUUGAUCAGGAUGCCGUGAACAUCAACCACCAAGGACGAGACGGUCACACAGGGUUACACUCAGCUUGCUUCCACGGCCAUAUCCGCCUGGUUCAGUUCUUACUGGAUAAUGGAGCAGAUAUGAAUCUAGUCGCUUGUGAUCCCAGCAGGUCUAGUGGCGAAAAAGAUGAACAGACAUGUUUGAUGUGGGCUUAUGAAAAAGGACAUGAUGCCAUUGUCACACUCCUGAAGCAUUACAAGAGACCCCAGGAUGAAUUGUCUUGUAAUGAGUACUCUCAGCCUGGAGGAGAUGGCUCCUAUGUGUCUGUUCCCUCCCCCUUGGGGAAGAUCAAAAACAUGACAAAAGAGAAGGCGGACAUUCUCCUCCUGAGGGCGGGGCUGCCCUCACGCUUCCAUCUGCAGCUCUCAGAAAUUGAGUUUCAUGAGAUCAUUGGCUCAGGCUCUUUUGGGAAAGUAUAUAAAGGACGAUGCAGAAACAAGAUCGUGGCUAUAAAACGGUACCGAGCCAACACCUACUGUUCCAAGUCGGAUGUGGAUAUGUUCUGCCGUGAGGUGUCCAUUCUCUGCCAGCUCAAUCACCCCUGCGUCAUUCAGUUUGUGGGUGCCUGCUUGAAUGACCCCAGCCAGUUUGCCAUCGUCACCCAGCACAUACCAGGGGGCUCUCUGUUCUCCCUCCUGCAUGAGCAGAAGAGGAUGCUUGACUUGCAGUCUAAAUUAAUAAUUGCAGUCGAUGUUGCCAAAGGUAUGGAGUACCUCCACAACCGGACCCAGCCGAUCAUACACCGGGACCUGAACAGUCACAACAUUCUUCUCUACGAGGAUGGUCAUGCCGUGGUGGCAGAUUUUGGAGAGUCCAGGUUUCUGCAGUCACUGGACGAGGACAACAUGACCAAGCAGCCUGGGAACCUCCGCUGGAUGGCCCCCGAGGUGUUCACGCAGUGCACGCGCUACACAAUCAAGGCUGAUGUCUUCAGCUACUCACUGUGUCUGUGGGAACUACUGACCGGCGAAAUCCCUUUCGCCCAUCUCAAACCAGCGGCAGCAGCGGCAGACAUGGCAUACCACCACAUCAGGCCUCCCGUCGGGUCCUCCAUUCCCAAGCCCAUCUCGUCUCUGCUGAUGCGAGGGUGGAACGCGUGUCCUGAAGGAAGACCGGAGUUUUCUGAAGUCGUAAGGAAGUUGGAAGAGUGUCUCUGUAACAUCGAGCUCAUGUCUCCUGCCUCGAGUAACAGCAGUGGGUCUCUCUCACCUUCCUCUUCCUCUGAUUGCCUCCUGGGCCGGGGAGGGCCAGGCCGAAACCAUGUAGCAGCACUAAGGAGCCGUUUUGAGCUGGAAUAUGCUGUGAAUGCGAGGUCCUAUGCUGCCUGGACCCAGAGAGCUGGACAACACUCCACUCCAGGCCCAGCUUUGGAGGAGAUGAGCAGAAGUUUUCAGUACUCACCUAUUGACAAGUACGGGUAUGUGUCUGAUCCCAUGAGCCCGAUGCAGUUUCACACUUGCCAGAACAGCGGCAGCUUCGAGGACUGACAGCUUCUGAUGUACACCUAAGGAGUCUUCCCUCCGCUGACAGCCGUGGUGGCAACCAUGGCAGGCCUGGUUCCAGUUACAGUGAUUCCCCUCCACGGUCUCCUUAAGCUGGCUUGUUCCUGUGGCUGUCACUUAUUUAAUUCUUUUCCUCGAAGUGGGCUUCAGAUGAUGUGAAGGAAAGGGUAAAGGAUCAUCAGUAUGUCCACGAAGAAUUGUUUAUUCAUUUUAUAUGUAAAAAAAAGACAAAUUCCUCUUGUUCCUUGGAGAUGGGUACUUAAGUCUGUGUAGACAAAUGAGUUUGUUCCCAUUGCUACAUUCCC